AUGAGUAGAGCGCUAACUAGAGUUCAAUUGAAAGAAGUGGUUGGUAUAAUCACCAAAUUAUUCCCACCACAAUAUGCGGACAACGCAUGGGAUAACACCGGAUUACAUAUUGAUUGCUCUAAUGACGAAAGUAAGAAUGAGCAGUGCAAAGUGUUAUUAACCGUUGAUUUGACUAGUUCGGUCGCUGAAGAAGCCAUUAGGAAUAAUUGUAACUUGAUACUGUCAUAUCAUCCAUUUAUUUUCCCUAGUUGGAAAAAUAUCACGCCAUAUAGCAAUACACAACAUGGAAAUGCUAUAAAACUGAUUCAAAAAGGCAUUUCAGUCUAUUGUCCACACACCGCGGUUGACGCAGUCAAUGGCGGUGUUAAUGAUUGGUUAGUUAAUAGUAUUGUUGAUGAUAGAGAAGAAUUGAUUGGUAGUAAUGUUGCCAUUGAAAGAGUGUCCAAUGUUGAAGACAAUGAAACAAUUGGAUAUGGUAGAUUGGUGAAAUUAGAAAAGUCUUUGCCAUUAAAUGAAGUAAUUGUUAGUCUUAAAAAAAACCUGGGCAUUGAGCAUCUUCAAAUUGCAUCCUUAACCAGUGACUACAAAUCAAUUAAAAUAUCUAACGUUGCAUUAUGUGCAGGUAGCGGAUCGGGCGUAUUUAGAAGCCUCAAAAAUGUACAAGAAAUUGAUUUAUUUCUCACCGGUGAAUUAUCGCACCAUGAGAUAUUGAAAUUCAAGGAAAUGGGCAAAGUUGUAAUUGUAUGUAAUCAUACUAAUACUGAACGUGGAUAUGUUAGGAAAGGCAUGUUAAAAGCAUUAAAAACUGCCACUGAAUCGAUCGGUAAUAAGAACAUUCAGUACAUCGUAAGCGAAACAGACGAAGAUCCAUUAAAGACUAUUUAG
Molecule: messenger RNA, 885 nt
Organism: Tetrapisispora phaffii CBS 4417
Lineage: Eukaryota; Fungi; Ascomycota; Saccharomycetes; Saccharomycetales; Saccharomycetaceae
Gene: NIF3
Exons: 1
Coding region: 1-885 (294 amino acids)
Cellular component (GO): mitochondrion; cytoplasm
Source: RefSeq, a predicted model, not a curated record